This is a messenger RNA of Lodderomyces parapsilosis, 2913 nucleotides long. It is a transcript of the gene MUC1, whose product is annotated as Muc1p. Bases 1 to 2913 code for a protein of 970 amino acids. The transcript has a single exon. NCBI's taxonomy places the organism in Eukaryota, Fungi, Ascomycota, Pichiomycetes, Serinales, Debaryomycetaceae. The record is from RefSeq and is a predicted model, not a curated record.
AUGUCGAGUAGUGAAUUCAAAGCAGUUGGACUUGCCACCGUUAAGGGGAUUGGACGAGGAUCCAAAGCCUUGGGGAAAGCAGGGUACAAAACUUAUAAAAAGAAUGAAGCUAAAAGACAAGGAAAAGAAUACGUUGAGCCAGCUAGUGAUGGUGAUGGAAAGUCAACAAAAUCAUCAACAUCCACCACCAACAACACUGAAAGUGUUCAUGAGCCGUAUACCUUCAAACCAUUACCGAGCAAGGAAACACUUCAAUCGUAUCAGCCGCCACCAAGGAGAAACGUUGGUGCUUAUAGUCCAUCCGAGAGGAAAUAUACCACUCCACAAAGCGCUCAAACAACUUCACAAUCGGGUGCUCAGCAACCUCAGCAGUAUCAGCAACCUCAGCAGUAUCAGCAACCUCAGCAGUAUCAGCAACCUCAGCAGUAUCAGCAACCUACUCAGCAGUAUCAGCAACCUACUCAGCAGUAUCAGCAACCUACUCAGCAGUAUCAGCAACCUACUCAGCAGUAUCAGCAACCUACUCAGCAGGCUGAAUAUCAGGGUCCACCACAGUAUUCGCAGACUUCUCAACCUGUAGAGCAACCACCAGCUCAGCCUGUCCAACAAGCUAAUCAACCACCACCUCCUCCCCGACCGGCUCAAUCUAUCCCUGCAGCUCAGUCGUAUAGCCAGAAUGCAUUGACUACACAGCAGGGACAGCCAACACCAUUCGCACAAGCCAACAAUCAGAGUGUUUCAAAUCCCCAACAACAACCUCAACAAGCAUAUGCGUUGCCUUCGCAACCUGCCUACCAACAACCUGUGACGGGAGCUCAGGAACAACAUCAAGUGAUACAAACGCAAGAGUAUGGGGAGGCGCCACCCCCUGCUUACGACCAGUAUAACCAAAUUCAGCAAUACGGACAAACUUCUGCGACUCUUGGACUGCAAGCGCAAGCAUCCGCGACUCAAGUGGCUCCGGAACAGGCUCAAGUGCCACCACCCAGCUUGCCUAGUCGAGCCUCUGCAAUAGCAGUUACAUCACAACCAGUCUCAAGUUAUAAUCCGCAAACCCAACAACCAAUCGGCCAUGAUUUGGUUCCCCCAGCUAACCAACAAGACGCCAACCUGGCACAAGCGCAAAAACCAAAAAGACCGUUACCCGACCCUACUUCAUUCGCGCCUCCUCCUACCAGAAAAGUACAAUCUCCGGAUAUAACAGGGUCUUCACACAAAAGGGGAUCAUAUUCGAAGCCAUCACCAAAACGAAGUACAUCACUGUAUCAAGGAGGAUUGGCACCACCAACCCCUUCUCGAGCUUCUUCUGAUGCUGGCGCUACCGGCCUACAGCCACCUCCAUUACCUAGUCGAAGUAGCGCAAACAGUGUUGCAAGUGAUACUUCCACCAAGAAAACAUUUGACUUGAAUGCAUUCCCACCACCACCUCAAAUUCCUCGCCAUAAACUGGAAGACAAUAGAAAGAAGAGUCACGGGUCACCACUGAGAGUGAACGAUAUUGAGAGUGUUGAGCAAGAGGAAAAUGAUUUGGAUGAGGACGCUCCAUCUAUGCCCGUAAGACCGCUGCAUAAGAUGCCGUCUACUACCUCGGUAACAAGUUCAGUGGAGGAAGCUCCUCCAAUGCCGCAGAGACCGCCUCAAGGAACAAGCUCGGCAACUUCAAUCACUACCUCCGUUGGUGAAGCUGAAGAAGCUAUACACAAGAAGAAACCACCACCAAAUCCUGUUAAAAAGCCAAAGAGUUUGUCAGCUGAAAAUCUGGGCUUCAAAGCUUCUGAUUCCUCCAACCAAGGGGUGCAAAGUGAAUUAGAAAACAUGUUCAGAAAAAUGAAUGUUACCAAAUCGAAUUCGGAACAAGAAGAGAUAAUGACAGAACCACCAACUUUCAAGCCUAAACCGGCAAAGAAAGUGAGUCCACCACAUGUUAAGCCCAAACCAGAGGUGAAACCAAAGCCAGAAGUGAAACCAAAGCCAGAAGUAAAGCCCAAACCAGUGACUAUGCCAUCUGCUCCCCACUCAGGCAGCACAGCAGCCGUAUUGAACUCUUUUGCUGGCCAUGCCAGGUCUCCUACACCUCCUCCUGCACCUAAACCUCGGAACUAUAAAAGAGCUGCCGCGCCCACCCCUACGGCGGAGAAGCAAGGACCGCCAAGUUUGGAUUUGGAAUUGGAAACACAAUGGUAUGCAAAUACAAAUGGCCUCAAUCUUCCCAAAUCUUUAAAAGGUCUCAAUUACCAAACGAGUUAUCUGUACUCUACAUCUGGAGGGUCACAGGUCUGGAAUAGAAUCAUUACCGCUCGUUUGAAAGACAUGUCCAUCGUUUCUUACAAAUUUGUGUGGAAUGCGAGUGAUGUUGCAUCUGUUGCAGUAACCAUUCAUCGAUUUGUUCCUUCUCCUAUAUCAACUAUACCACCCAAGCAUGAUCUUGUGGCCAACCAUGAACGAUUUGGAGAAUAUGUAGCAUCAUGGAGUGAGCACCAUAAAGGUCAACAAGUUGGUAGUGGAGAGUGUUGGGAUUUGGCCAAAUUUGCUCUCGAAAAGGGAUGCGGAAAACAUGCCUUUGUAUCACAAUACUAUAUUCACGGAUAUCCAAUUUUGCAAAUUAAAAAUUCAGGUGCUGGGGUUGAAUUUAUUAAUGGUUUGCCGCAAUUGGAUGAAAUUAGGCGUGGUGAUAUUUUACAAUUCAAAUCGUGUACCUUCUUCAAUUCAGUUACAGGUACUACACAAACAGUCGGAGCUCCUGAUCAUACUAGUGUUGUUGUUGAAAAUGAUGGAACAAAGUUGAGGGUUGUUGAACAGAAUGUGAAUAAUAUUAGAAGAGUGAUGGAUGGAGAAUAUAUUUUAAAGAAUUUGACUGCUGGUGAAGUGUAUGUAUAUAGACCAAUGCCUGCUGAAUGGGCUGGUAGUUUAUAG